This is a messenger RNA of Acanthaster planci (crown-of-thorns starfish), 1437 nucleotides long. Its product is annotated as protein mab-21-like 3. NCBI's taxonomy places the organism in Eukaryota, Metazoa, Echinodermata, Asteroidea, Valvatida, Acanthasteridae. The record is from RefSeq and is a predicted model, not a curated record.
UACCGGCGCGGUACCGACCAAACAUUCCACUUGUGAAAAAACCCACAAAAACAUGACACGGGAUGGCCAAGUCCAAGCCAAGUUUAACCGCAAAUAUAACCAGUUACCUCGAGGGCCAUGUGUACCCAGAAAAGCGAACCACCAGGUUGUCGCAUCAGGGACUUAUUGAAAGGACUGUGGCACCAAUUCUUCAGCUUGUCGGGGAGAAUGACGACCGUUUUCAGACCGAUGUACCCCGCACUUCAGACUGUACCUUCGGGGUGACUGCCGUUGGCGAACACCGCUUCGAUAUCUUGGUCCCACUUCGUAAUCUCCUCACCCGGAAAAGUCAAGGUGUACCGGCAGAAACGGAGUGCUUCACCUACACGGAUUCUAGUCAGAGCGCUAAUCCUUACGUCAAGCCGUUGCCUGGCUUUGGGUUUGUGAGGACAGACACGACUGUCACGCUUCUACAGGAUUUGUGCGGCAGAAAUGAGGAUGAGCAGGGUUCUUUGUUGAUGCCUGGUAAAGUCUUGCGUCGGUUCCAUCGUCAUAUUGAGGCGGCAGUCCACACAUUGGAGCAAGAAUGCUUCUGGGAACGAGAGCCGACAGUCUACCAGGUCAUGGUCCAGCUGGAAGGACCUUCUGUGACACUGACUGUUCUCAUGAGGGGCAAUACCUACACUGUUAGUCUCUUACCAGCCAUUCAUGUGAACACAUGGCCAGGGGAGAUAUUGAGCCAAUGGCCUCAUUGUUCAUGGAUGUCAUUGAACAAAAUUGAGUCCGUCAAAUCACAUUUCUACCUCUUUGCAAUAAGGCCUAAAGGGACUGACGAUGCUCGUAAACUGUGGUGUGGCUGUUUUUACCCUGGUGAGAUACUUCUAGCCUCACAGGCAGAUGAUGGUAGCAAUAAGGAUACAUGCCGACAUCGGGCCUUGGAUGCUAUGCUCGCGGUGCAGGAUGAGAACUGCCAGGACUUCCAUCCAGUCACCUCUCGCAUCAUCCGCACUGCAUUCCUGCACCAAUGUGUGCAGUAUCCCCAGGACGAAGACUGGGAACCAGACAAGCUGGGCCGCGCCUUCGUGGACCUUUUCCUGGCCAUCAUCCAAGGCCUUAUCAAAGGGGCUUGUUCUCAUUUCUUUCUCCCCCAAACAAACCUUUUGGCUGGUUACGACAAGAAAGACCUGAGGCGGGUUGCCGCCCACCUCAAGGUGAUUCUGAAUGACGUUGUGCAGCGUCCUGACCAAACCAACUUCCUGGGAGACUCUCGUGGACGGAAGAAAUUCUCUCUGUUGAAAACAACUUGUGGUCCGAAAUUCUAACAUACUGUGAUAACCAGCAAAUAGCAGGCUGAAAAGAACUUUUAGAAAGGAUGAAACUAUUAUUUUUACUCGGAUAGAACAUUGUUCAUGUUGUUGCAGAUUUUGGGGAGUAAACGUAAUUUUAAUUACAAUAAAC